GUUUCACAUUCUCGUGGAGAAAGCGUCAAAUCUCAAGCCUUUGAGCGUCUCAGGAGUCUCAGCCGCCGUGUUUAUGCCAGUACAGUCGACCCUCGUGUGUUUCCUUCACUCUACAGUAUGUUCACAUGGAGAGAUUCAUCAACAGUAUACGGACUGCCUUAAGUGACUCAUAUACCGAGGUGACAUCGCCCUAUUACAACUCACACGAAAACACCCAAGGCUACGACACUGAGCUAAACUACACCUUCCCACCUACACCACCCCACCAUACGGACAAGCCACUUACACGUCUGUCAGCCAACCCGUCUCAACUAGAAAAAACACUAAGGACCAUUGUCUUGGACUUGUACUCUGAAGCAGAGCCCGACAAGCAACCGAAACUCAGCACAGAAUCUCCGGCUGUACAGUCUGACUUCGGCGUUUCCCUUUCUUCGACCUUGAGUUCUGACGUCAUAGAUGUCAUGGAAAAGGAGCAAACUAGAGACCAUUAUAAGACUACAGGAUCUAACAUAUCUAGUCUAGAGGCCUAUGUUAAAGCGCCUUGUCUCAGCGGUUUAACAGGUGUCCAGGGAAGUGGUAUCGGGGGCACUUAUAUUGGUGGUACAUCAGCAGGUUACCAAGGAUAUGGUGCCGAGGGCACUUAUAUUGGUGGUACAUCAGCAGGUUUUCAAGGACGUGGUGCCGAGGGUACUUAUGUUGGUGGUACAUCAGCAGGUUUUCAAGGACGUGGUGCCGAGGGCACUUAUGUUGGUGGUACAUCAGCAGGUUUUCAAGGACGUGGUGCCGAGGGCACUUAUGUUGGUGGUACAUCAGCAGGUUUUCGAGGACGUGGUGCCGAGGGCACUUAUAUUGGUGGUACAUCUGCUGGCGCCCAGGGGCAAGGAACUAAGGAGAAUUCCUCAGAGGACUCCUCAAGAAUUCAGACCGUUCAAGAGCUAAGAGGGUGCCUUGAGCGGCUACAGUUCACGGAUAUCACAGACCCUCAGCUCAACAUCAGUUUCUCAGAAUCUGACACCGUGGCCACGCCCACUUUCGACGACUCAGGCGUUCACCUUGAAUUCGUCACGUCAGAUCAGGAAAUGUCGGACAGCGAACCGGACGGGGUGGGGCAUGUGGCGUCCGUGUCACGUGGUGAAGAUCGAAUAAAUCAAAGUGUUACUAUAGACAAAGAAGUAGGACGAACUAUUUGUAGUGACAAUCCGAAAUCCCCGAUUGGACUUGAAAAUGAGAAUGGAUUCCAAUUUCAAGAGCAGCAACUCCCAACAAAAACAGACGAUAAACAGCCCUCGACACAAGCAUCAUCAGAGAUGGUAAAUCCCAGCCAUGUUUCGGUUAGUUUCUUCGGGUCUCCUGUUGAUGGUAAGAGUUAUGACGUCACAACUCAAGGCGAAUCACAGGGAUCUCUAGCAGUACUCCAGGGACUGGGUUCGGUUUACUCCGCAGACGACAGCAAUGGUGAUUCACAGCAUCGACAAUUGAUUUUCGAGCGCGCUAACCUAGAGGGAAAGCUCGAAGCUUUGACCGGCGAGUACAACAGUAUUCUUGCAGAAAGGAAAGAGUUACACGCACAACUGCGAACGUUGCAAGCAAGGUUGCAGGAAACGGUUGCAAAUGCAAGAAUAACAGAGUCCUGUAUAGAUGAAGUGAAAGACACAAACGACUCAAGGAAUGAUUUCCUCCACGAGGAAAUUGCAGAGUUGCAGGAGUCUCUCAACGCUAAGGAAUUGCGUCUGAAUGAGGCUCAAGAAAGGUUGAAGUUCUCCACCACAAAUGUGCAGCGAUUAGAAGAAACAAUAGCUAAUUAUGAAUCUGGAAUGAGAACAAAGGAUGUUAACAUUACAGAGCUUGAAACACAGCUUGGAAAUAUGCGGAAAUCGCUAGAACAAUCAAGGCAACAUCAGCAACGUUUUGUUCAAGGAGAGCAAGAACUCAACGCGGAUGUGUCUUCUUUGCUUAACGCCAAGGCGUGGUACCAGCGGCAGCUAGAGAUCGCCAAGGAAUCGAGGGUAAAGCUACAACUCGAGGUCAGCGAAUACGAGUCCACUAUUGCCUCACAAAACAAAAUGGUGGAGCAGCUGAAAUGCGAGAAUGCCCGUACUAGUAAACAGCUCCUCGAAACGCAGCAGAGGACUCUAGAAGAAAAAACGCGCAUUCUGAAACAUUUGGAGAACGUGGAAGAAGAUAUGAUGAGACAUGAAGCGGCAUUUAAACAAUUUCAACUCGAGAAACAGAGCGUUGAAAGGGGCUUAUGCGGAAAGAUCGAGGAAAUGCGCGCGGAGAAUGAGCACCUGAGGAGUUUGAGUGGAUCUACUAAAGAUCUGGAAACCGAAAUUGAAGCAUUGCGCAGGGAUACGUGCCUAAAGGAGGCUGAAGUGGCAGAUCUCCAAUCGGAAAAAGACGAAGUCUUGAAACAGUUGAAGGUAGCGAGGGGGGUGAAUGAGAUCAACAACAAAAAGCUGUCAGCGCUGGAGCAGAAACUACUGUCGAAGAAUGAAGAGCUGAGAGGAAUGGAGGACAAGGGGCAGAUAUCUGCGGGUGAAAUUAAAAGGCUGCAAAGUGAGAAGCGCGAGCUGGAAAUGCAACUAAAGGAAGCAGAAGAUGAAAGAACAGCAUUUGAUGGCGCCGUGCAAAUGCUGAAACUUGAACUCGAAAAAGUUGAACGGCGAUUCAAGUUUAUGAAGCGAGAAUUAUUGACAAAGACGCAACAACUCGAGGAGGUAUCAGAGCAAAAGAACAAUUUGCUUCACGAGAUGGGAGUCGUGAGAACAGAGAUUGCCGACCACGUGACUAUACUCGAGGACUUACGGAUCACCUUGCAGGAAAGGAACGGGACGAUCGAAGGACUAAAAGCUGAUAGGCUUAGACUGGAGGAGGAGCUUCGUGCCUUGAGUGACAGGCUUCGGUGUGCGCAGACGAGUUGCGCAGUGGCAGAGCAAGAGAGGAGUGAGUUGCAUGAACAGCUGCAAACUACAACCAGCCAAGUCUCGGAGUUGAAAGAGCAAGUCCACUCUUCACAACGCGAGAAAGCACGCCUUGAGGGCGAGCUCGAAUCCACCGUCCGCUCAAAGAGUGACGAGUUGAAUGCCAGCAGAGCUCAAGCCUCUGCCCUUCAACACGAGCUCGCCGAGUUACAGAGAAGCUUACAGCGCGAACUGACAAGACACAGGGAUGAUACCAUCAGCCUAGAACAACAAGUGGAGUUCUAUAAAAGGCAGGCAGGCAGGCACGAGUGACAAGUACAGGGCGGAAUUGAAACGACUACAAGAGCAACUGCAGAGCUUGAAAGGAGAGAGGGAGGCACUUGAAGACGAGUUAAGAAAAUUACAAAAAGCAAACAAAACCGACCUGGAUGAACUUAAGGAAACUUACAAAGCAGAGUUACAUAAACUACAA
Messenger RNA from Nematostella vectensis (starlet sea anemone), 3393 nucleotides. RefSeq names its product golgin subfamily A member 3-like. The record is from RefSeq and is a predicted model, not a curated record. Bases 126 to 3233 code for a protein of 1035 amino acids. The transcript has 5 exons. Lineage: Eukaryota; Metazoa; Cnidaria; Anthozoa; Actiniaria; Edwardsiidae.